Molecule: messenger RNA, 2364 nt
Organism: Neofelis nebulosa (Clouded leopard)
Lineage: Eukaryota; Metazoa; Chordata; Mammalia; Carnivora; Felidae
Product: olfactory receptor 4X2-like
Exons: 1
Coding region: 909-1838 (309 amino acids)
Biological process (GO): G protein-coupled receptor signaling pathway
Cellular component (GO): membrane
Molecular function (GO): G protein-coupled receptor activity; olfactory receptor activity
Source: RefSeq, a predicted model, not a curated record
CAUGGAUGAGGACAGUGUACAAAUCAGUCAGUGCACAAUCUUGCUGAAGUCCUGGGGUGUUGGAAGGCUGGAAUUAGAGAAGGUUGUGUCAGAGCAUGAGUAGACACUGUGGGCAGAGGGUGUUUAUACUUCUCUUGCCCCUGGGGGGGCAUAUGAUAGGAGGUAUCAGUGAAGAGAGGAAUUGUGUAUGGGUUGAGCUGGACCUUUGGAAAGGGAUGAGGUCACCAAGUGACCAAGUGUAGAAGGAGGGAAAGGAGGAGAAGCAGAAAUAAGAAUGCUGAGUGUCAAGAGGUAUAUUUUCUGAAGAGUCUGAAGGGUAAGUGGAGAGGUGAGAAUCAGGUUCUGCAAACCAAGGAUGGAAAGGGGACAAGAGGAAGUGGUACAAAGAAAAACUGCAGGCAAAAGACAACUGAAAUCAUUCAAAGGCCAUAGAGAGACCUUUAAAAUAGAGACAGCAACACUGUCCUUACUGCCACCAUCAUCUGAGGGGACAUUCAUCUCCUAAUAGGUGCCCCCUCCUCUGGUCUCCUUCCAUUAGUCCAACCUCCAUAUACAAAGGGAUUUUACUCUCCAGCCGAUGAACAUUCCUGAAGAUUUCCCGUCGUCUGCAGGAUAAACCCCCAAGUGCACAACAGUCCUUCAGGAACUAGUGCUAGACUCUGUCUCCAGUUUUAUUUUUUAUAUUCUGCCCUUUACUCCAGCCACACGUGGGUGGAUUUUCAUGACUUUGUACACUCUUCUUUUUUGGACUGUUCUUUCCUUCUGUACAUAACUAACUAAAGUCUACUCAUCUUUCAAUAUCCAGCUCACAGAUUGGCAAGGGAUUAAUAUGUAAUCCAUGCACUUAAUGAGUCUUUUGUAUCAUUUCAGAUCACCCCACACAAAUUACUGCCUCCUUUGGCAACUUCAUGGCCCGCAUACACAAUGUGACUGAAUUCAUUUUCCUAGGACUUUCUCCCAGCCGGGAGGCGCAGAAAGUUUGUUUUGUGCUAUUUCUGCUUUUGUACACAGCAGUUGUGCUGGGGAAUUCCCUCAUUGUGCUCACUGUCAUGACCAGCAGAAGUCUUGGUUCUCCCAUGUACUUCUUCCUCAGCUGCCUGUCCUUUGUGGAGAUCUGCUACUCCUCUACUACGGCCCCCAAACUCAUCUCAGAUUUGCUGACUGAAAGAAAAGCAAUAUCACUGUGGGGCUGCAUGACACAGCUUUUCUUUAUGCACUUCUUCGGUGGUGCUGAGAUCUUCCUGCUCACUGUGAUGGCCUAUGACCGCUAUGUGGCCAUCUGUAGGCCCCUCAACUACAGGACUAUCAUGAACCGGCAAGUGUGUGUUGUCCUGGUGGGAGUAGCAUGGGUGGGGGGCUUUGUGCAUUCCUUUGCCCAAAUCCUCCUGCUCUUCCACUUGCCCUUCUGUGGCCCCAAUGUGAUUGACCACUAUUUCUGUGACCUGCUUCCCCUGCUCCAACUUGCCUGCUCUGACACCUUCCUCGUCGGUCUGCUGAUUGUUGCCAACGGGGGGACCUUGUCUGUGAUCAGCUUUGGGAUCAUCUUAGCCUCCUAUGUGGUCAUUUUACUCCAUCUGAGGACUCGAAGCUCUGAGGGGCGGAGUAAGGCCCUUUCCACCUGUGGGUCCCAUAUCAGCGUGGUUACCUUAUUCUUUGGGCCCUGCAUCUUCAUCUAUAUGAGGCCUUCCGCCACCUUGUCUGGAGACAAGAUGGUGGCCGUGUUCUACACCGUCAUCACGCCGCUCCUCAACCCUGUCAUCUACUCCCUGAGAAAUGCUCAAGUGAAGAAGGCCAUGAAGAAACUGUGGAUCAGGACAACGAAGCUAGAUGAGAAAUAGAGGCUGACUCUUGGUAUUGAUCCUUGGGUUUAGAAUGAUGCUGAGUCCAAACUGAAGGGGCAGAAUGGGGUGAAGGAAAGGUCACAGCACUUGUUAUUUCUGGAGUAAUUGUAAUGGUCUCAUCUCCCAACACUGUAUUCAAAUGACCUGUGAGAUAGUUCCUCUUAUGGAUAUAUCUAUAACUUGAUUGCCCAUUUUCUGUUAGAUGUUUAGAUUGUUUCUAACUUUUUUAUUGCUAUAAAUAACACUGUGUUAAGUAUUCUUGAAUGGAAAUCUUUAUACUUCUGAAAUUCUGUUUGACUCACUCGCUAUAAUGAAUUUACUGUGUUAAAAGGGAUAAUGACCUUGAUGUAUAGUGUUAAAUUGAUUCUUAGAAAGAUUGUAGGGGCGUCUGGGUGGCUCAGUUGGCUGAGUGUCCAACUCUUGAUUUAAGCUCAGAUCAUGUUCUCACAGUUCGUGAGUCCCAGCCCUGCUUGGGGCUCUAUGCAGUCAGUGCAGAGUCUGCUUGGGAUUCUCUCUCUCUCUC